UAUAAGAGCUCGGGAAAGUUUGGCUGGAACCACUGGAGACGCUGAAGAAGGCGGGGUCCUCAGAGUCUUGGCUGCAAAACAGAUUUGCAGAUCAAGGAAAACCCAGGAGUUUCAAAGACGUGCCAGUAAGAACUCUGAGAUCCUUGCAGUAGCCACAUCCUUAGGGAAGGAAGAAGAUGACUUCUAGAAGCAUGAGGCUGCUCCUACUACUGAGCUGCCUGCCCAACGCGGGAGUCCUGAGUGAUAUCAUCAUGAGACCCAGCUGUGCUACUGGAUGGUUUUACCACAGGGCCAACUGCUAUGGUUACUUCCGGAAGCUGAGGAGCUGGUCUGAUGCCGAGCUCGAGUGUCAGUCUUACGGAAACGGAGCCCACCUGGCAUCUAUCCUGAAUUUAAAGGAAGCCAGCACCAUAGCAGAGUACAUAAGCAGCUAUCAGAGAAGCCAGCCCGUAUGGAUUGGCCUGCACGACCCACAGAAGAGGCAGCGAUGGCAGUGGAUUGACGGGGCCACGUAUCUGUACAGAUCCUGGUCUGCCAAGUCCGUGGGUGGGAACAAGCACUGUGCUGAGAUGGGCCCCAGCAACAACUUUUUAACUUGGAACACCAACGAAUGCAGCAAGCGCCAACACUUCCUGUGCAAAUACCGACCAUAGAGCAAGAAUCAAGAUUCUGCUAACUCCUGCACAGCGCGUCCUCUUUCUUUCUGCUAGCUGGGCUAAUCUGCUCAUUAUCUAAGAGAGGAAACCAAGCAAAAUAAGAACGUUAAGGCCCCUAUUGCACUGGCUUUUUUAGGUUUAGAGACAGAAACUUUAGCAUUGGCACAGUAGUGACUUCUAGCUCUAAAUGUUCACCCUGCCAUCCCUUUCCACAGUACCCUUCUUUGUGGGAGUUGAGUCAGGGUGGUGGGAAAAAUUUUAGAGGAAACAUUAUAAAGGUAGUUAUAGGAAAUAGUCACAAACCUUCUUGGAAGGCCAGGGGGGUGGGGUUGCAUAGCUUCAAUAAAAGGUUUGGCCAAAGGCAGCUGAAUUCUUUAAAAGCUUACGGUGUUAAUACAUAGGAAUGUAAAGGAGUUUAUCUAAAUAGCUUGUUUACUCAGGUGGGCCAACCUUUGAUCUUAUGUGCAAGGAACUGCUCUCUACUCAGGGAGUUGGCAAAAUUAAUUACCCAUUAGCGGUGUUUGGUCAAGACAUUUGUCAUUUAAUCUGUACUAAAUAAGUGUGAACUUCACUGACUAGUCAGGGUCAUGGCUGCUAACUCAUGACCAGACCCUUCUCUGGGUGUCUGUAAGCUGCCCAGACCCCUGACCCACUCUUCCGCUGGUUAUUUGUGUCUGAGUGCAUCUGCAUUUGUUCAUCCAUUGCUGGGUCAGGGUCUGUGGGUCAGACCUGACACUUCUUCCCUCCUCCCCUGUCUCUGGCUGUCUCGAGCAGUUAGAAAAGUGCUUCUCCAGCCAGUGAAACAGCUGGGUCUUUGGCCAUAAGAAGUAAAGACUUGAAGGCAGGAGGAAGAAACUCAGGAGUAAGCUUCUAGCCCCUUUCCGCUUCUACACCCCUCUGCUCUCUCUCCAUUGCCUGCACAUGCCCAGUCAAUUCCUGCUCGUUUUUCUUUUGGCCAUGGGAAGGUUUGCCAGUAGAAUCCUUGCUAGACUGAUGUGGGCUAUACAUUCAUUUAAUAAACUGUCUUAUGAAUAAGG
This is a messenger RNA of Cebus imitator (Panamanian white-faced capuchin), 1693 nucleotides long. It is a transcript of the gene REG4, whose product is annotated as regenerating family member 4. The transcript is spliced from 6 exons. The coding region runs from base 177 to 653 and encodes 158 amino acids. The record is from RefSeq and is a predicted model, not a curated record. Gene Ontology annotation, molecular function: mannan binding; signaling receptor activity. NCBI's taxonomy places the organism in Eukaryota, Metazoa, Chordata, Mammalia, Primates, Cebidae.